Eurytemora carolleeae is the source of this 677-nucleotide messenger RNA. RefSeq names its product guanine nucleotide-binding protein G(q) subunit alpha. The record is from RefSeq and is a predicted model, not a curated record. Lineage: Eukaryota; Metazoa; Arthropoda; Copepoda; Calanoida; Temoridae. Gene Ontology annotation, cellular component: heterotrimeric G-protein complex. Gene Ontology annotation, biological process: adenylate cyclase-modulating G protein-coupled receptor signaling pathway. Gene Ontology annotation, molecular function: G protein-coupled receptor binding; G-protein beta/gamma-subunit complex binding; GTPase activity. Bases 159 to 449 code for a protein of 96 amino acids. The transcript has 6 exons.
UAUUUUAAUAAUUAUUUCAGGAUAGAUUAACAGCCGUUAUAUUUCUGACAGCCAUCGAUGAAUAUGAUUCAUACUUCAAAGUAGAGGGUGAAGAAGGAUUGCAUAAUCGUCUCCAGGAGUCAUUGAAUGUGUUUGGUGAGGUUCAGGGUAACCCGUGGAUGCCCAACACGUCGUUUAUUCUAUUCCUCAAUAAAACCGAUGUGUACGACAAGAAAGUACAACAUUCAAAAAUAGAAAACCAUUUCCCGGAUUAUGCAGGUUUCCAGAAUGACGGAAAUGACGGGAAAGCGUUUAUAUUACGCAAAUUUAUGGACCUCAAAACUAAAGAUAGUUUUAUUUACGCUCACUAUACACAGGCCACAGACACUGAGAAUAUUAGAGUUGUGUUUGAUGUAGUUCGGGACAAUGUUCUUCAAAUGCAUCUAAGAUUCUUCUUGCUGUGUCCGUGAUUAAGAGACUGUUCACAUUAUAACUCAUUCUUGGAGUUCAGCCUUAUAUCAAAUGAUAAUUAUUGCUCAAAAAGUGACAUAAUUUAUGUGAUUUUAGACUUGAUUUGUGACAUUAUUUUUCCAAUCUAAUAAUUGGAGCUUGCCAUGAUAAUAAAAAAUGAUAUGACAAAAACUUUGUUAAGAAUGACACAAAGUAUAUGGUAAGUGUGUUGAAGGGGUUUUAACAAA